CCCCGCGCUGGCGCCCCCCGGGCCGCCGCCCGGCGCGGGGGCCAUGGCGUUCACCUUCGCCGCGUUCUGCUACAUGCUCACCCUGGUGCUGUGCGCCUCCCUCAUCUUCUUUGUCAUCUGGCACAUCAUAGCCUUUGACGAGCUGCGGACCGACUUCAAGAACCCCAUCGACCAGGGGAACCCAGCGCGGGCACGCGAGCGUUUAAAAAACAUCGAACGCAUCUGCUGCCUCCUGAGGAAGCUGGUGGUCCCAGAAUACUCCAUCCACGGCCUCUUCUGUCUGAUGUUUCUGUGUGCAGCGGAGUGGGUGACCCUGGGCCUCAACAUCCCCCUCCUCUUCUACCACCUCUGGAGGUACUUCCAUCGUCCUGCGGAUGGCUCUGAGGUCAUGUAUGAUGCGGUCUCCAUCAUGAAUGCUGACAUCCUCAACUACUGCCAGAAGGAGUCCUGGUGCAAACUCGCCUUCUACCUGCUCUCCUUCUUCUAUUACCUGUACAGUAUGGUUUAUACGUUGGUGAGUUUCUAAGGGGGAAGCCGGCCAGGGAGCAAGCCCAGAAUGGACCGGACGCCUGUGCACCCCCAGCCCUGCCCCUCGGCCGCAGAGGCCUCAGCCCCGGGGAGGGAGGGGGCACUGGUGCCCCCAGCCUCCUCUCCACCCCCCCCCAAACUGCUGCUGCGGGGACCUCCCGCCUUCAGAGCCCCCUCCCCUUGGACUAGGGCUGGGCAGAGCUCUAAAUAGGGGCAGGGGCUCCUCUGCCAGCCUGUAGGCAUGGCAGUCAGUCUUGGAAGGGGCGAAACCUCCAGCCUGUCCACUUCGGGGGGGACAUGGGCCCUGCCAAGGGGCAGGGCUUGACCCUGGAGGUUCUAGGCCGCCCCCCUCCACCCCCACCCUAAGGCUCCCCCUGCAGGUGGGGGGGUACCCACACCGGGAAUGAGCAGGCUCAGCAGGGGGGCAGCCCCGCCCCUAGUCUGCCCUCUCCCCUCCCCCAGGCUGUCUCUCCAGAUCUCCCCCUUCCCCAUCCACACUUGCCCCAACCCCAGCCUGUCCUGUCUCUUGGACCUAUUUUCUAUGUUGCCUGGAGGAGUCCGGCACCCCCUCCCCGGCCAUUUGUGACAAAAUAUGAAUAAACUACUGCAAACAUGUGG
This is a messenger RNA of Suricata suricatta (meerkat), 1146 nucleotides long. RefSeq names its product cornichon family AMPA receptor auxiliary protein 2 (gene CNIH2). Bases 44 to 526 code for a protein of 160 amino acids. Gene Ontology annotation, biological process: vesicle-mediated transport; regulation of AMPA receptor activity. The transcript has 6 exons. Lineage: Eukaryota; Metazoa; Chordata; Mammalia; Carnivora; Herpestidae. Gene Ontology annotation, cellular component: dendrite; synapse. The record is from RefSeq and is a predicted model, not a curated record.